Molecule: messenger RNA, 2637 nt
Organism: Cuscuta campestris
Lineage: Eukaryota; Viridiplantae; Streptophyta; Magnoliopsida; Solanales; Convolvulaceae
Source: the annotation of a GenBank genome assembly
CCUACUUCAUUUGUUUUCUAAUAUUUUCAAAUUUCUUCUAUUUUUUCUUCAUUUUUUUUCUAAGAACAGGCUCAAUCGACAAUCGUUAAUCCUCCCUUGCUCCGUUUCUCAGAGUUCAGCAGGCUAUUAAUCCCACACUUUGUGCGGCGAGGCGGUUUCAGAGUUCAGUGAGCAGAAAAAGCACAGCCUUUUUAGGCUUCAGCCAUCGCUAAUCGGCCCAGGAGCGAGGAGUCCAGCCAAUUCUAGGGGAUAGAUUGAAAUGUAUGGUGUGUGCCAGUACCAUAGUUUUCCUGGAUAAUGCUCAGCAGAUAGAGGUCGAGAAGAAUCAGAAAGUAUGUUGCAGUGCAUUUUUAUUCUCUCUGAUUCUGGUGAGGUAAUGCUUGAGAAACAGCUUACUGGUCACAGGGUGGAGAGGUCAAUAUGUGCUUGGUUCUGGGAACAGGCAAUUUCUCAAGGCGAUUCUUUCAAGCUUUUACCUGUGAUUGCUUCACCCACGCAUUACCUUUUCCAAGUUGUACGUGAGGGGAUCACCUUCUUAGCUUGCACACAAGUUGAAAUGCAACCUUUAAUGGCAAUUGAGUUUCUUUGUAGAGUAGCAGAUAUCCUUUCUGAUUACCUUGGUGGGUUAAAUGAAGAUUUGGUUAAGGACAACUUUGUGAUUGUGUAUGAGCUUUUGGAUGAGAUGAUAGACAAUGGCUUCCCUCUAACAACAGAACCUAAUAUACUGAGAGAGAUGAUAUCUCCUCCAAAUAUUGUUAGCAAAGUGUUGAGUGUUGUAACAGGCAGUAGUUCCAAUGUCAGCAACACUCUUCCUCGCUCGACAGCAACCUGUGUUCCUUGGAGGAAAAGUGACUUGAAACAUACAAGCAAUGAGGUUUACGUUAACCUCAAUGAAGAAAUGGAUGCUACUAUUAACAAGGAAGGAACUCUUGUAAAAUGUGAGGUUUAUGGUGAAAUUGAAGUUAACUCACAACUUUCUGGUAUCCCUGACCUUACUCUUUCAUUUGCAAACCCAUCUGUCUUGAACGAUGUGCAAUUCCAUCCAUGUGUUCGUUUACGGCCAUGGGAAGCAAACCAAAUCCUAUCAUUUGUUCCUCCUGAUGGGCAUUUCAAGCUGACAAACUACAGAGUCAAGAAGUUGAAGAGUACUCCCAUUUAUGUGAAGCCGCAGCUCACUUCAGAUUCUGGAACAUGUCGAAUCAGCAUACUAGUUGGAAUACGAAAUGACCCUGGAAAGCCGAUAGAUGACGUGACUCUGCAAUUUCAACUGCCUAGUUGUGUUUCAUCUGCAGAUCUUUCUUCAAAUCUGGGAACAGUGAACAUCCUUGCACAUAAGACAUGCUGUUGGUCGAUUGGAAGGAUCCCAAAAGACAAGAGUCCAUCAUUGUGUGGAACCUUAGUGCUGGAGACUGGCCUAAAUCGUCUUCACGUAUUUCCUACUUUUCGUGUGGGGUUCAAAAUAAUGGGCGCCGCCCUUUCUGGGCUUAAAAUAGACAAAUUGGAUGUGAGGAAUCUGCCUACGCGCCCUUACAAAGGAUUCCGAGCUCAAACCCGUGCAGGAGAGUAUCAAGUAAGGUCUUAAAGAUCCAAACAAAGCUUGGAACUUAAAAUUGAACGAGGAUGUAGGGGCUAUGGGUCAAUUUUCCACACAUUUUCUUCUCUGGAGUAGCUGUCUUUUGAUGAUGCCCUAUUGUUGUAAAAGUAGUAUGAGAAUUUGUUCUAUAUUUCGUUAGGGAAUCCCUAUUUUUCUAUUGUUUACCUUAAAAAAAAGGCUAGUUUGGCAUUAAUACGUUUCCUUCAUGACAAAUGCAAAAUAAACCUAGGUCAGAGAAGAGUAAAACACAUGAAUAUGACGGAUGACAUUAUGUACUGUUUUUUUUUUGUAGUUGAUAUUGAAUUUGUGAAGAAACCCUAGGCUUUCGAUCAGGAACCAGAAGAGCUGCCGGUGGGGGUCGCCAUCGUCUGCAUCCACGAUGCAAAUCGGGAACCAGAAGAUCUCUAUCUCGACGAGCAAAAGAUCCCCGUCACCGGGUUCCACUCCUUGAACGCCGACCCCUGCUCCCGGUGUUGCCCCUCGGACUUGAGCGGCAAUCCUAGUGCUUCAGUGGUACAUGGUUUUUGUGAGAACCCCCAAACCCUUAACUACUCAUAGUGCUUUCGUUGAUGAUGAUGAUAUUGGAGUAUUUUUUUUAUUUUUUGUAUGGGUGCUAUGGAAUUUGGUUUUUAAUAACCGACCGAAACCAUUCGGUUUAAUCGAUUUCGGUUUUCUCGGUUAUCCAAAUACAACUACAACGGUUCGGUUUUGAUGGUGUGGGAUAUGCCAAUAAUUUUAAAGGCCAUAAUGAAUGGACUCAAGAACAAGAGCUAGGACAACCCCUCGGAAGGCCACAAAAGAAUACCUUUGGAGCCUCCCACUGAGGUGGUUCACCCAAGUAGAAUGUGCAAAGAGUGUGAUCUAGAAGUGAAUGAAGCAAACGAGGUGAUCGACUUGGAUUUCCUAGAGGAGUGGAGAGAAGAAGGAGUUGGUCUUGAAUAUUUUUAUAGCGUUCACACACGAAACAAGGGUUCUGUGAUUUUAUCAUUUACUAUCUUGCUCAUAGGCUUUUGUCCUUCUCCUAAGAAAUUCAUCUAUUGUGU